UUGAGUUCCGGGACCGGAGUGCCAGGGCCUUUUGGCUUCUGCAGUCUGUACCUUUUUCAGCAGUGGAAGUACCUCGGUGGAGUCUCCAAUGCGUUAUUGUUUUCUUGUUACAGUUAUUUAUUUUACUUCCUGUGAUGUUUCAGCCUCAUGCCUUCACCUUUUUUUUUGUUGUUGUUGUUGUUGUUUUUGAGACGGAGUCUCGCACUGUCGCCCAGGCUGGAGUGCAGUGGCGCGAUCUCGGCUCACCGCAACCUCCGUCUCCCGGGUUCAAGCGAUUCUCGUGCCUCAGCCUCCCGACUCCCUUCACUGUUUUUUGAAACUUUGUGUUUUGCUUUUUAAUUGGAGUAACUGGCCUUGGAACCUGUAGUCAGUCGUUUGCCUCAGGUUUACCUGCCAGUCCCAUCCGUCUAAAGCAAGGGAAUUCGACCCCCUUGUCUUGAAUGGGCCUAAGAGGAGCCGUCAGUUCUCCUUUUCCCUUCUUGGUGGACAGCCGUUUAAAACUUGGAGUAUGGACUGUUAUGUUCUUAGAUGUUUUCGUUCAGUGGACAAAGUGAUGAUCUGGGACAUAUCAACUGCAAGUCUGCCUUCUUCCUUGGUUGACUCUGGAGAUGUUUCACAAAGCAGAAGAAUUCUUUUCUAAAACAACAAACAAUGAAGUGGAUGACAUGGACACAUCAGAUACCCAGUGGGGCUGGUUUUACUUGGCAGAAUGUGGGAAGUGGCACAUGUUUCAGCCGGAUACCAACAGUCAGUGUUCAGUUAGCAGUGAAGAUAUCGAAAAAAGCUUCAAAUCAAACCCUUGUGGCUCCAUUUCUUUUACUACUUCCAAAUUCAGCUACAAGAUAGACUUUGCAGAAAUGAAGCAAAUGAAUCUCACCACUGGAAAGCAGCGCUUAAUAAAAAGAGCCCCCUUUUCUAUCAGUGCUUUCAGUUACAUCUGUGAAAACGAGGCCAUCCCUAUGCCACCACACUGGGAGAAUGUGAACACUCAAGUACCAUAUCAGCUUAUUCCUCUGCACAGUCAAACACAUGAAUAUAAUGAAGUUGCUAAUCUCUUUGGGAAAACGAUGGAUCGCAACCGAAUUAAAAGAAUUCAGAGAAUUCAAAACCUAGAUUUGUGGGAAUUCUUUUGCAGGAAAAAGGCUCAGCUCAAGAAAAAAAGAGGUGUGCCUCAGAUUAAUGAACAAAUGCUAUUUCAUGGUACCAGCAGUGAAUUUGUAGAAGCAAUCUGCAUUCAUAACUUUGAUUGGAGAAUAAAUGGUAUACAUGGUGCUGUCUUUGGAAAAGGAACCUAUUUUGCUAGAGAUGCUGCUUAUUCCAGUCGUUUCUGCAAAGAUGACAUAAAGCAUGGAAACACAUUCCAAAUUCAUGGUGUCAGCUUGCAACAGCGGCAUCUGUUUAGAACAUAUAAAUCUAUGUUUCUUGCUCGAGUGCUAAUUGGAGAUUACAUAAACGGAGACUCCAAAUACAUGCGACCUCCUUCCAAAGACGGGAGCUAUGUGAAUUUAUAUGACAGCUGUGUGGAUGAUACCUGGAACCCAAAGAUCUUUGUGGUUUUUGAUGCCAACCAAAUCUAUCCUGAAUACUUGAUAGACUUUCAUUGAUUUCACUUCCAAAUCUCAGUGGUCAAGGAAGCUUUAUUCUUUUUUGCAGGAAGAUUUGCUCUUCAGUCAUCUAGCCACUAAAUGUUAAUUAUCUGAUACUUUUGAAACAGAUAUGAAAAACAAGUGGCCUCCAUAUAAAAAGACAUACUGACUCUAAGGUUGGUUUUUGUUGUUUUGUUUUUGCCUGUUUCUUGUAGUCUUGUUUGUUAAAAAUUGAUAUCAUUGAUGUUUUAAUACGUAGGGGUGAAAGAUACCAUUCAAAAUGGAAUCAGCUGAGUCUCAACUAAUGUGGUCAUUGAGAUAUUUAAGGUUUACGUGUGUGUUAUCAGGAUAAAUGAUUUUAGUUUAAAUGGACUUAUUCGUAUAAAUGUUGAAAAAAA
This is a messenger RNA of Piliocolobus tephrosceles (Ugandan red Colobus), 1984 nucleotides long. It is a transcript of the gene PARP11, whose product is annotated as poly(ADP-ribose) polymerase family member 11. The transcript has 8 exons. Gene Ontology annotation, molecular function: NAD+ poly-ADP-ribosyltransferase activity. Lineage: Eukaryota; Metazoa; Chordata; Mammalia; Primates; Cercopithecidae. Gene Ontology annotation, cellular component: nucleus. The coding region runs from base 609 to 1604 and encodes 331 amino acids. The record is from RefSeq and is a predicted model, not a curated record.